UUUUUUGCAAUUUCGCGAUAAACAUCUCCUACCAUACUAUCUCAACAGAAAACAGUACAGGCUUGCCACGAGUGAAAAGUCCCGGCACAUGCUUGAGCUAGAUCCCAUCGCCAUUAAAGUUGGCAAGGCAGAUACUACCCUGACGCAUUUCGGUGGCCUUACGAAACUCCCCAAACGAAAACCCGCCAUACACCACUUCAUAUCUUUAAUGAAAUCGGAAGAAGACUGGCAUAAUCUCGUGUUGCUGCUCGAAGGGCUUGAGGGUACCGAGAAUGGGCUCAGCAAAGCCCUGAAGGUUACCGUUCUGCAUAAGAUCAUCAACGAAGACAAAUUCUCCAUUCUUGUCAAAAUUGUAGGGAAUCCCGAGAAGUACGGCUUCCGCUUGACCGACCCAGACAUCUCCGAGGGUGUCAUAACCGCAAUUCACCAACACGCCUCCCUUCACGCGUGGGAUUCACAACGAGUGAGGCACGCCUUCAAGGCAGCGGACCAAUUUGUGGACUUAUCAACACGCGACUUCUACCGUGCUGAUCCUACCGUACAACGGAACCCACACUUGAUCGCUUCCGCGUUGGAAAUGAUCACGAAACUCAUCAGUCUUGGGGUCGCCGGAGACCUAGAAAAAGCUAGGGGCCGUGAGUAUGCAGAGCGCUUCAUGGCAGUGGUGAAGCAAGAGAAUCUAUGGAAGAAAAAUGACCUCAUGCCUAAAUCGCACAUGAGGUGGCAACGAUAUUGGUUGCCGCCAGUCAUUGGGAUGUGGAACGCAGUGAAACAAGCCCUCGCUGUAGCGGAGGAGAUCAAAUUGGAAGAUCGGCAGUUGACCCAAGAUGUUGAAGAAAACUUGAGAUUACAGCUUGCGGAGGUCAAGCUGACAUCGCGAGUCUUGACACAUGAUCUGGAAAGCUGUGGAUGGCUAUUCUGAUAUAGACAGUAUCUUCUAGGAGAAGUACGAAGUAAUCGAGUAGAAUAUUGGCACAUUUAGUCGGUGUAAAGAAAUGGCAUGUGUCGACCAUAUGUGUGUGCACUGCGUUGUACAUGGUUUUGAUAGAUAAACGCUUUAUAUAGUAUAGGUAGCUGGCUGAGAUGUGAGAUGGGCGAAGACGUACGCGCUCAUAAAUUCACACCUGUUCAUCAGAAACCCUCCUUUUAUGGAUCUGAUAUAGC
Pseudovirgaria hyperparasitica is the source of this 1164-nucleotide messenger RNA. RefSeq lists its product as uncharacterized. The coding region runs from base 89 to 922 and encodes 277 amino acids. The transcript has 2 exons. Lineage: Eukaryota; Fungi; Ascomycota; Dothideomycetes; Acrospermales; Acrospermaceae. The record is from RefSeq and is a predicted model, not a curated record.